ACUGCCAGGCAUGGCAGGCAUGCCCCCACCCCCUCCCCCACUGCCAGGCAUGGCACCGGGAGGCAAUGGGGAAGAAAUAGUCAUCGCCCACGUCAACUAUUCUCUCGGCUAUGCCAGGCCCUUCCACAAGAAGGUGAAGACUCCAACUUUAAGGAUGAAGAAACUCAACUGGCAGAAGCUGCCGACCAACGUGGUGAGAGAAAGUCACUCUAUGUGGGCAUCAGUGACUAGCAGCAGCGAAGAAACCAUAGAGCCCGAUUAUACGAGCAUAGAACAACUCUUUUGUUUUCCCCAAACAAGCCCCAAGGAGAAAGCCACUGCCCCUGUCAAAGCAGAACCAAAGGAGAUCACGUUCUUAGACUCCAAGAAAAGUCUCAACUUGAAUAUCUUUUUGAAGCAAUUUAAAUGCUCAAAUGAAGAGGUAGCUGAUAUGAUUUGGAAAGGGGACAGGACCAAGUUUGAUGUUGAGGUUUUGAAACAACUACUGAAGCUGCUACCCGAAAAGCAUGAGAUAGAAAACCUGAAAGCCUUCAAGGAAGAAAAAUCAAAGUUAGCUAAUGCUGAUCAGUUUUAUCUCCUCCUCCUUGGGAUUCCCAGCUAUCAACUGCGGAUUGAAUGUAUGCUAUUAUGCGAGGAGACUACCGUCAUGCUAGACAUGCUACAACCUAAAGCAGACACGAUCGAGAAAGCCUGUGAAGAUCUUCUUAUUAGCCAUCGCCUGCCUCUGUUUUGUCAGCUGAUCCUCAAAGUUGGAAACUUUCUGAACUAUGGAAGUCACACCGGAGAUGCUGAUGGCUUUAAAAUUAGCACUUUACUCAAACUAACUGAAACCAAAGCAAACCAAACCCGCAUUACUUUGCUGCACCACAUUCUGAAGGAAGUAGAAAAUAAUCACACGGACUUACUGGAGCUUCCCAAGGACCUUGAAUGUGUUGCAAAGGCAGCAGGAAUUAACCUGGAAAUUAUACGUACAGAAUCCAAUUCCCAUUUAAAUAAGUUGGAAGAACUUAAGAAAAAGUUACAGGCCUCGAGCGACGAUGUGAAAGCACAGUACGAGGCACCCAUCGAGGACAGCAUAAAGGCAUCACAGAAGCUGCAGGAGACAUUUAAUACCAUUGACAGGAAAAAGGAGGAACUUGCCAACUAUCUCUGUGAAGAUCCAAACAAAUUGUCACUGGAAGAUAUAUUUAGCACCAUGAAAACCUUCAGGGAUCUUUUCAUCAAAGCACUUAAGGAAAACAAGGACAGGAAGGAACAAGCUGCAAAGGCAGAAAAGAGGAAGAAACAGCUGGAGGAGGAAGAAGCUAAGAGACAGACAGGAGAAAAUGGAAAGAUAAUUAAGAAGGGGGCAGUAAAGCAGGAGGAGGUGUGCAUUAUUGAUGCCCUACUGGCUGACAUACGGAAAGGCUUCAAGCUACGGAAAACAAAGAACAGGGGAGAGUCAGACACUCCACCUAAAACAACGCCAGCAGGCACCCCGGAGGGAGGGCAACCAGGGAAAAGUGCUAAUGAUGUAAAAGAAGUGGGAAAGGAAAGCAUUUGCGAGACCAAACAAAGUGAGGACAAUCACUCAGAAUACACUCCUGCCCCAGAUGCUGCUUCUGCCACCAUUAUGGGCCCUGGUAAAGAUGAAGUACAGUUGUCUGCUUCAAACCAGCCACCUCCUGAAGACAACGCUGGAGGAAAUUUGCCACAACAGCCCUGUACUCAAGGAAGCUCCUUUAGUUCAGCAGAUGCUGAUAGAGUCUCCCAGCCAAAGGAUGGAGUAAGCAUCAAGGGGAAGAAUGACUCGUACAGCUUUCCAGAGAACACAGAACACAAAACCAGCGUGUUUUCUCCAUGUAACAUAGGAGCAUCUAUACAGUUUGCAAGCAGCUAUUCAAGCCAUUGUACCAGGUUAAAAGAUGAAACAGAUGCACCUAGCUUAGGGGAUAAGGAUAGCAAAUCUGAACUAACUGUCUUAGGAAGUGGUAAAAUAGCUGAACAGACAUUGCUGCCCAGUGACACCUGUCAAAGUGAGACUAAAAUCAAAGUUGAACCAGCACCUGAAAAUGCUGAAACAAUUCUGACUACCAAGUCAAGCUCCAAACAGGUAGACAUCAGGGAAACAGCAAAAAAAAAUGAAGAUCCCGAUGAAGAGUCAUUGCUGGACACCUCUCAGGAGAAAUCCCUCUCAGAAGAACCAACAACAGAUUCUUCCUGUUCAGUUCCUCCAGGACAGGGACGUGCUGACAAGGAAGGGCAGAAAGGGUCUGGGAAACAGAGGAAGAAGAAGAGGCACAGCAAAAGCCAGCCAGGUAUCACAGCAAGGCAGAAAAAUAAAUAAAGGAAGACAAAGCAACCUGCUCACAAACCCAUGCAAUGCUGCCGUUCCCUGGGAAGCGAGUGCCGUGGGGCUGAAAUUCCUCUAUUAAUAACGAUUGCAAUGAUGGAAUGCAAAGCUUCUUCUAAAGCAGUCUCACUAAUCGCUCUUUGCAGAAUCUGUAUCUAGCAGACGGACUCCAGAUGAAAGAGACUUAACUGUUUUCAGUAUGUGCCUUAGGGGAGAGGUCUGCAAGGGUCUGGUACUGUAAGUGCUCCAUGCCCAGAACUUCUGAAGCAGAUGGGAUUUGUGUGUGGAGGGCCGAUAGAUUCAAGCCCCUGUUAAACUUUGCUUUGGGCCAAACCCUCCAAUCUGUUUGCAGGCCAGAUUCCUGUUGAGAAUUGUGGGAGUGCAGAUAAAGAAAUGACUGCAGCAGUGAGCACUUAGUGUCUCCAAAACUGAAUUGUGUAAAGCAAGCACUUAUUGCACUCUCACUAGUAUCCAGCUGGAUCUGUCUUACUGCCCCACUCCAGGGACCUCCCAACACCAGUAACUGAUGUUGGAUCUAUUCAGGUGAACUCAGUACCAUUGUGGUCAUUUGAGGUAGAGGGAUAUCUGUCAAAGGAAAGGAUUACUGUAGUGAACUCCAAAGGCUCAGUCCUGCAACAACUCAUACAUGGUUAACUUUAAGCAUGUGGAUGGUGCCAUUGAUGCUCUCACAUGCAUAGACAUGGGCAUAAACUCUUAGUGGAUGACAGCAUAAAGUUUCUAGAUUGUGAAAACAACAGGAGAAAGAGCUGAAUAGAUUGUACUAGAAGUCAUGUCAUUUGGCAUAUCCCUGGUUCUGCAUUAGCAAAGACCUGUGGAACAUUUAGAGUCUGCUUCAUGGUGAAAGGCAGUUAUACAAGUUUUGCUUUAACAUUACAAGCCUGCAGUAUUGUGUUUU
Molecule: messenger RNA, 3248 nt
Organism: Gavialis gangeticus (Gharial)
Lineage: Eukaryota; Metazoa; Chordata; Crocodylia; Gavialidae
Product: inverted formin-2-like
Exons: 15
Coding region: 11-2326 (771 amino acids)
Molecular function (GO): actin binding
Source: RefSeq, a predicted model, not a curated record